Messenger RNA from Prorocentrum cordatum, 1725 nucleotides. The record is from the annotation of a GenBank genome assembly. Lineage: Eukaryota; Dinophyceae; Prorocentrales; Prorocentraceae.
AUGACCGCAGCGCCAGAGGAGAAGUUCCGGAAGGACUACAGGCAGCCAAACUACUGGAUCCGUGAGGUGCAGCUCGACGUUCGUAUCUUCGACGGGCGCACCCAGGUAGAGGCGCUCCUGUCGUGCGAGCUGAACCCCUCGGUGGCCAAGCCGGGUGCGGAGCUGGUUCUCGACGGGGAGGACCUCAAGCUGGAGUCCGUGGAGAUCGUCCCCACUGGCGGCGGCGACGGAACGGCGCUCGCCGAGGGCCCUGGGGGCUACGAGCUGACUAAGGACGGCAUGGUCGUCCGGGGCGUUGGCACUGCCACCACCUUCGGCCUGCGCACCAAGGUGACCGUUGUGCCAGAGGAGAACACGCAGCUGAGCGGGCUGUACUUCAGCGGGUGCAUGUAUUGUACGCAGAUGGAGGCCGAGGGCUUCAGACGUUUCACGUACUUCCCAGACCGGCCAGACGUCAUGUCCAAGUACACGCGGGUACGGGUCGAGGCCAACAAGGCAAAGUGCCCGGUGCUUCUCGGCAACGGCAACGAGAUCGACGCGGGCACUUGCGAGGACGACGCAGAGCGGCAUUUCGCGGUUUUCGAGGACCCGUUCGCAAAGCCGUCUUACCUCUUCGCGAUAGUCGCGGGCGAUCUGGGCCGCAUCGAGGACACGUUCACAACGGCGUCGGGCCGUGAAAUCAAGUUGGGGGUGUUCUCAGAGCAGGCCAACGUGGACCAGCUGGACCAUGCCAUGGUGUCGCUCAAGAACGCGAUGAGAUGGGACGAGGAGAGGUUCGGGCUGGAGUACGACCUCGACGUCUACAACAUCGUCGCAGUGAAUGAUUUCAAUAUGGGCGCAAUGGAGAACAAGGGCCUGAACAUCUUCAACACGUCGCUGACGCUCGCGAAGCCUGACACAGCCACAGACAGCGAUUACCAGCGCAUCGAGGGCGUGAUCGGGCACGAGUACUUCCACAACUGGACCGGAAACCGUGUCACGUGUCGCGACUGGUUCCAGCUGACCCUGAAGGAAGGCCUCACCGUCUUCCGCGACCAGGAGUUCUCGGCGGACAUGGGCAGCCCCGCGGUCAAGCGCAUCGAGGAGGUGCGCGUGCUGCGGGCCGCGCAGUUUCCGGAGGACAGCGGGCCCAUGGCCCACCCCAUCCGGCCCGAGAGCUACAUCGCCAUGGACAACUUCUACACGGCCACCGUGUACAACAAGGGCGCCGAAGUCAUACGCAUGUACCAGACGCUCCUCGGCCGCGACGGCUUCCGCAAGGGCAUGGACCUGUACUUCCAGCGCCACGACGGCAGCGCGGUCUCCUGCGACGACUUCCGCGCCGCGAUGGCGGACGCGAACGACCGCGACCUGUCUCAGUUCGAGGAGUGGUAUCUGCAACCUGGGACCCCGCAGGUGGAGGCGACGGGCUCCUGGGACGCGACCUCGGGCACCUACACGCUGACGCUGCGGCAGCGGGUGGGCGUCGGGCAGCAGCACCUGGCGGAGGACAAGCGGCGGGAGAAGCCGAUGUUGAUCCCGGUGGUCGUCGGGCUGCUGGACAAGGCGACGGGCAAGGAGGUGGUGCCCAGCAGGGUCUUGGAGCUGGCCCAGCCAGUCCAGGAAUUCGCCUUCGAGGGCCUCUCCUCCGAGCCAGUGCCGUCGCUGCUGCGCGACUUCUCCGCGCCGGGCGCGCGCGCGCGCGCUCGCGUCUGCACCGGCCUUCUAGCAGGAGGAUCAGUGUAG